AUGACUGACCAAAUACCAAACAAAUACAAAGAAUUUGAUUAGCAAAUUCCCAAGGACUUACUAGGAGGUCCUCGUAAAGAUAGAGGCUGCACUGAUUUAUCAUGCUGUUUUAUCUUUACUCUUUUCAUAGUCCUAACAAGUGUCAUUGCCUUUUUGGGUAUGUCUACUGGUAAUCCCGCCAUUUUAGCAUAGCCUUUUGAUAUGGAUAGCUAGCCUUGUGGUGUGUAAGAAAAUGCAGACUAUCCUUUGAUUUAUUUCCCCUCACCCAAAAGUUUAAAGAAAAAUGUAUGCGUAAAGUCUUGUCCUAACGCAAACUCAACCUCUAUUGAGUGUUUAAAAAACACCAUUUGCCCUGAUGGAACUUUGACCUAAGAUGUUUCAAAAAGUUAACUCAUCUAUGACUCCAUUCCAGUUGCAAAUAGAGUCUGCAUUCCUAUUAAUUAAGAAUAUUACAAACAAAUCAAGACUGUCCUUAAUGUUGAAGGAGCUUAACAAAUUGCUUCUGAUUUGAGAAAUACUUGGAUGAUUUGCAGCUCCUCUAUUUUGAGCUCUAUUAUUCUUGGUUACAUAUUCAUGUACUUAGUUAACUUCCUUGCUGGUAGUCUUGUAUGGAGUUUCGUUAUUAUGAUUUUUUCUGCCCUCACCUCUCUUGGCUUGCUCUUCCUUUUCUAAUACAUAAAGCUCACCAAUCCUCCUUAAUUAGAUAAGACAAUUACUGAUAGCAGUGCCUAUAAGCUUGCUGAAGAUGCUAUGAGCAACUUCAAGGACAAAGAUGAGGUUCUUGUUGCUGCUAUUGUUUUACUUUCCCUUGCUUUGGUCUUUAUUGUUGCUAUCUGCUGUCUCUGCGAAAGAAUCAGAUUAGCUAUUAAUGUCCUAAAAGCCUCUGCUAGAUUCAUGACUGAAAAUCCUAGAGUUACUCUUAUUCCAAUUGUAAGUUUCCUUAUUAGUACUGCCUUUUUCGUUGCCUGGUUUAUCAUAGCUAUUUACCUUUACUCUUCAGGUGGUGUCUCUAAACAAACAGGACUUUAUCCUUUUGGACAUGUUUAAAUCACUUGGGAUAUUAAGACUUUCGGAUGGAUUCACUUAUUUGGUUUAUUCUGGUUUGAAUCUUUCUUUGCUGCUUGCUAAUAAAUGAUUAUCAUUGGUGCAGUUGCUUUCUGGUACUUUAAAGUUGAAGAAAUCGAUGACUCCAACACCACCAUGGGUGCUAAGCUCUUCUUCAAAAACCAUAUGGGUACUGCUGCCUUUGGUUCAUUCAUUCUUGGUGUUCUAUCCUUCAUUAAAUUCUUAUUGAAAUUAAUUUCUGAUUCUGCUGAAAAUAUGAAGAAGAAUAACGAAGGAAACUAACUCACUGAUUUCAUUUACAAGGCUUUAUAUUGCUUUGUUGUAGUCUUUGAGAAAUUCUUUAAGCACUUAAACUAAUCUGCUUAUGUUUGGACUAUGAUGGAUGGUAAAGGUUUCUGCGAAUCCGCCUCUAAGGCCUUCUCAAUUAUGGCAGCAAAUCCUAUUAGAAUGGCUUUGGUUGCUGGUAUUGGUGAAUUAUUCGAAUUUUUAGGUUGUGCAGCUAUUAGCGGUGUUAUUACUUUGGGAUCUUAUUUCGCUCUUACAAGAACUGACUAUUAUGUAGCUAGAGUUGAAAAUCCUUUGGUUCCUUGCCUCGUCAUCGCCAUCACCAGUUAUUAUGUUGGAAGUUUCAUUAUGAGUUUGUUUGGUACUGUAAGUGAAGCCCUUAUUACUAUGUUCUGCAUCGAAGAAGGUAUGAUGAUUGCUAUUCCUCAAAGAAAGUGCCCUCAAGAAUUAAAAGACUUCAUGGAUGGUGUCGAAAAUCGUUGA
Messenger RNA from Tetrahymena thermophila SB210, 1833 nucleotides. RefSeq names its product plasma-membrane choline transporter. NCBI's taxonomy places the organism in Eukaryota, Ciliophora, Oligohymenophorea, Hymenostomatida, Tetrahymenidae. Gene Ontology annotation, biological process: transmembrane transport. Gene Ontology annotation, molecular function: transmembrane transporter activity. The transcript is spliced from 10 exons. The record is from RefSeq and is a predicted model, not a curated record. Gene Ontology annotation, cellular component: membrane.